CAAAAAAACAUCUCUCUCUCUCUCUUUCACUUCACGUCUGCGAGUGUUCGUCGUCUCCUUCCGGAUCUCAAUCGGCGUUUCACCGAUCUCGCCAUUCAUUCUCCGUCGAUCUACUCACCGUUAAGAUUCUGGAGAUGUCGAUUUGAGAGAAAAGACUGUCUCAAAGGUUAGAUUUACAACACAUUCUCCGCCAGAAAUUUGUUUUGUGGAGGAAAAGGAUCAUGGCUGCUGUCGAUGUUCAUCGUUUCGCUGAGUCAAUCACUUGCCAUGCUUGGAGUCCUGAUUACUCCAUGGUUGCUCUCUGUCCUAACAAUACUGAAGUUCAUAUCUAUAAAUCGUUAUCUCAAGACCAGUGGGAGAGGUUACAUGUCCUCCAAAAGCAUGACCAAAUUGUUUCUGGAAUAGAUUGGAGCUCAAAGUCCAACAAAAUCGUCACUGUUUCUCAUGACAGAAACUCUUAUGUGUGGAGCCUUGAAGGAGGUGAAUGGGUACCAACACUUGUUAUUCUUAGACUAAAUCGUGCUGCACUUUGUGUCCAAUGGAGUCCAAAAGAGAACAAGUUUGCUGUUGGAAGUGGUGCUAAAACAGUUUGUAUUUGCUAUUAUGAGCAAGAGAAUAACUGGUGGGUCAGUAAACUUAUUCGAAAAAGGCACGAAUCUUCAGUCACAUCUGUUGCUUGGCAUCCUAAUAAUGUUCUUCUGGCAACGACAUCUACGGAUGGAAAAUGUCGGGUAUUUUCAACAUUCAUCAAAGGAGUUGAUACAAAGGAUUCAAAAGCAGGCUCACCGGCAGAAGCUAAAUUUGGGGAGCAAAUUCUACAGCUUGAUCUCUCUUAUUCCUGGGCGUUUGGUGUGAAAUGGUCUCCUAGUGGAAACACCUUGGCUUAUGUAGGUCAUAGCUCCAUGAUAUACUUUGUUGAUGAUGUUGGUCCUUCUCCUUUAGCUCAAAGCGUUGCAUUCCGAGAUUUGCCUCUUCGUGAUGUUCUCUUUAUUUCUGAGAAAAUGGUGAUAGGCGUUGGAUAUGACAGCAAUCCAAUGGUAUUUGCCGCAGAUGAUACCGGAAUAUGGAGCUUUAUUAGGUACAUCGGAGAGAAGAAAGCAGCAUCUUCGAAUUCCAGUUACAGUUCGCAGUUUUCUGAAGCAUUUGGGAAAUUCUAUGGUAGUCAAUCAAAGUCUGCAACAGCCAACGAUGCAUCUGAAUCACGUGGACGCGUUCAUGAUAACUGCAUAAAUUCCAUUGUGCCUCUGAGCAAAGCAGGGGGUCCCAAAGUAAUGCGAUUCAGCACUUCAGGAUUGGAUGGCAAAAUAGCCAUAUGGGAUUUGGAGAACAUGGAACAAGAACUUGGUAAUCAGUUUUAAUAAACACAAAUAAAACAAAUCUGGAUCAUAAGCAAGGCUUUACGUAAUUUGUAUAUCAGAUUUUUUUUGGACAAAAUGCUAGCCAUUUUAACCUUUUCCAGUUUCAUAAUUGUUUCACUUUGUAAGGGUAAAGAAGGGCAUGUCUUAGUAAGUUUUGAGCUAUGUUCUUCACCUUUGGAUCUUUGUAACAUGUUGAUUGCUAUAUGAUUUGAUUCGUUAUAUA
Molecule: messenger RNA, 1581 nt
Organism: Capsella rubella
Lineage: Eukaryota; Viridiplantae; Streptophyta; Magnoliopsida; Brassicales; Brassicaceae
Product: actin-related protein 2/3 complex subunit 1A
Exons: 15
Coding region: 222-1358 (378 amino acids)
Biological process (GO): Arp2/3 complex-mediated actin nucleation
Cellular component (GO): actin cytoskeleton; Arp2/3 protein complex
Molecular function (GO): actin filament binding
Source: RefSeq, a predicted model, not a curated record